GUGCCUGCGAGCAGCGGCGCCCGCAGGUCGAGCAGGCGCUGACACCGUGUGUCUCAGUCUGGUGAGCGGCUCAGCAGAGGCAGCAGCACCGCGUGAGGACACUUGACAGCUCCAGAGACUGCUAUGACAUCUCGCAGGUGGUUCCACCCCAACAUUACCGGAAUUGAGGCAGAGCAGCUCCUGUUGACCCGGGGAGUCCACGGCAGUUUCUUGGCCCGGCCCAGCAAGAGCAAUCCAGGGGAUUUUACCCUCUCUGUCAGGCGUAACGAUGAGGUGACCCACAUUAAGAUCCAGAACUCAGGCGACUACUACGACCUGUAUGGAGGGGAGAAGUUUGCCACGCUGGCCGAGCUGAUCCAGUAUUACACAGAACAACAGGAUCUGCUGCGGGAGAGGAACGGCCAUGUCAUCGAGCUCAAGUACCCACUCAACUGCAAGGACCCCACCUCUGAGAGGUGGUACCAUGGACACCUGUCUGGGCGAGAUGCAGAGAAACUGCUCUCAGACAAAGGCAAGGCCGGCAGUUUCCUGGUACGGGAGAGCCAGAGUAAACCGGGCGACUUCGUCCUCUCGGUUCUCACCAAUGAGGAGAAACAUGAAAACGUGGAUCGCAAGACCAAGGUCACACAUGUUAUGAUACGCUACCAGCAGGACGGUAAAUACGACGUGGGCGGAGGUGAGAGGUUUGACACAUUGGCUGAUCUGGUGGAUCACUACAAGAAAAACCCCAUGGUGGAGAAAAGUGGCAUUGUAGUGCACCUCAAACAGCCAUUUAAUGCCACGAGGAUAAACGCAGCCAACAUUGAGAACCGGGUACGGGAGCUCAACAAAGUAGCAGACAACUCUGAGAAGCCCAAACAAGGAUUCUGGGAAGAAUUUGAGGUACUUCAGCAGCAGGAGUGCAAACUGCUGUAUCCCCGGAAAGACGGCCAGAAGCCGGAAAACAAGAGUAAAAACAGAUACAAGAAUAUCCUCCCCUUCGACACAACUCGUGUUGAACUCAGGGAAAUGGAUCCAGAUAUUCCUGGGUCAGAUUACAUCAAUGCCAACUACAUCAGAAGUCUGCAUGAAGAGGGACGCCACGUGGACGACUGCAAAGUCUUCAUCGCCACCCAGGGGUGCCUACAAAACACAGUCAAUGACUUCUGGAAGAUGGUGUAUCAGGAGAAUACACACGUCAUUGUCAUGACCACGAAGGAGAUAGAGCGAGGGCGGAACAAAUGUGUGUGCUACUGGCCGGACCUCCACGCCACUAAGGAGUUUGGGAAGGUGCUAGUGAGGAACAUGGAUGAGCAGUCAGCGCAAGACUACAUCCUGAGGAAGCUGGAGGUGACCCGACUGGACCGGAAGGAGCCUCUGAGGUACAUCUGGCACUAUCAGUAUCUGAGCUGGCCCGACCACGGGGUACCCAACGAGCCUGGCGGCGUGCUCUGGUUCCUAGAGGAGGUCAACCGCACUCAGAGCACCAUUCCAGACACUGGACCCAUUGUUGUCCAUUGCAGUGCAGGCAUCGGCAGGACAGGCACCAUUAUCGUUGUUGACAUUCUCAUCGAUAUUAUUAACCGCCAAGGUCUAGAUUGUGACAUCGAUAUCCCUAAGACCAUCCAGAGGGUACGGCAGCAGAGGUCGGGCAUGGUGCAGACAGAGGCCCAGUAUAAGUUCAUCUACAUGGCUGUGCAGCAGCACAUAGAAACGGCUCAGAAGAGACUGGAGGAGGAGCAGAGAAAUAAGUUGAAGGAGAGGGAAUAUUCCAAUAUCAAAUAUCCCCAGAUGACCAACUCAAGAUCCAAACCCAGCAUGGCAUCCUCACGCUCGUCUUCUGUGAUGACAAAUGAUGAUUCGUCGAGUGUGUACGAGAACAUAAACUUUAAAAGCCCUCAGACGUCUUUUAGCAGUAACACCAGGAGGUAAAACUGUCGGAACGUCCACAUUUCUCUGUCUGCCUCUUUUUUCAGCUGAGGUGUCGCUUCGUUAGCGCCUGAAAAUCCCUCACAGGGAGGAGGGAGCGUGGUGCUCGGAAUACACCGCACAACUGUGGACCCUGCCUGGGCUGCAGGUGGCGCUCUCCGGCUGCCGUCCUGCUGACUCUCUCUGUCUGGAGUAAAACCUCAACCUCCGUGGAGAGGAGGACUCUAUAGCAUAGUGCCUGCGCUCAGGGCCUCUCUGUCCUCCUUCGUCUCUCUCCCUUUUCGCUCCAGCCUCCAAAGCUUCUCCCUCUCCUAACCAGCAGAAGUGCCUUGACACAGGAUGUGUCUGUAAUCUAUUCUCCCCAAAACCUGCUGUCAAAUCUGCACUGUAACUGUUUUCCGAACCCUGGAAACCCAACGUGACAUUAAGAAACAACCAGUUUUUCCUCAGGAUGACGGAUAUUGAACAUGGAGCUUGCCCUUGGCCUGACAUGAACAGAGCUGUACGAGACCCACGAAGAGGUCAAAGCUGAGCAGUUUGUCCACUUGUUCACAGAAACCACUCUGUUCUCUCUCUCUCUCUCUCUCUCUCUCUCUCUCUCUCUCUCUCUCUCUCUCUCUCUCUCUCUCUCUCUCUCUCUCUCUCUCUCUCUCUCUCUCUCUCUCUCCCUGUCUUUUGUGGUUGUUGUUUGAACUCGAAGCUAAGACUGUUUUCGCUGCGUUCUGCCACUCCAGCUGUGGUGGUUAUUAAGGUGGCCGCUGAGUGAUAGCGAGGGCAAUUACAUAACACAGGAUGCUGAAGCACAUGAAGGGCAAGCAAACUCCUUCUUAUAAGAUACAAAUAAUUUCUCAUUUUAAUUUGCGGUGUAAAAGUGGACUAUUUGAUUUUUUAUUUUUUUUUAUUUGUCAGAGUGUUGUGAAUGAGUUGAAAGAAACUUCCUGUGCUGUUGCAAAUCAGCAAAUUUAGUCAUUUAGUCAAGUACUGUCGGUCCUGUGAACGUGACCUCCAGUGGUCCGCUUCUUUUCAUUACUUCUUGAUGCCAUUGGUAUCAUGGUUGUGUAACAUAUGAGAUGUUUAUUUUUUAAAUAUAAUUAUAUUUAUAAAAGAGCUUAAUGGUGGAAGAGAUCAUAUUUAAGCACAAUUGUCUAAGCAGCAGCCCAAAGCGCUAAUUUACAUUUUUAUCAUGAUAGUAUUUUGAAGUCCACAUUUGACAGGAAACGGGGUUGAGAGGAUUCCUGAACGGGUUGUUGGAGGUGAGCUCGGCCGACCGCCGUCUCUCUGCCUCAUUUGUCUGGCCGUUCUCGUUAAUCAGCAGGUCUGAUGCAGUUCAACAUCUGUCGGGGAGAUCGUCACAAGGAGAUAAGGCAAAGGGGACGAUUACAGUGGGCCAGAUGGCCAUCUGCCCGAGAUUGAAGAAUAGAUUUGUCUCCAAAAAGUAAUUUAGAAGAUGGCCGUAAUCCAAGCUUGAUGAUAGCAGAGUGACGUCACUGAUGUGAUAAGGAAGACGGGGGCGUUGCAGAGCACUCAGCCCCCUGUGCUGUCUGGCAGAUUGUCUGCUAUUUUUAGCCUCCAGGAUCAGCACCAAAAUAUCCCAGUGAAGUAGUCACGUUGGCGACAUCUGGCCCAGCUCGUUUAAAAUCGAAUGACUUAAUGGUCUGCAGGAAAAAAACGAUCGGUAAUAAUGAUGAAGUGUUCAGUCUACCCUCAUGAAAAGAAACUAGGAGUGAGUGACAACUGUUGGUGGUGUUUGUGAUCCAGCCAUUCCUCUUCCUCCACCAGCUCACCUGCUCAACAACACACACUCAAUCAUGAAUUAUUAUUAUUAUUAUUAUUAUUAUUAUUAUUAUUAUUAUUAUAUUAUGAGUUUCUAUAGCUGUGGCUCAUGACUCUUCAUAGACGUUAAAAUAUAGAGUGAUCAGUGCUCGUUGAAUAAGUCUGUAAUUUGACUCAGUCGACCUUGUGCAGUACAUAACCAGCGUUCAUCAUAUCAUUGGAACAGAUUCCUUUUAUUAAGCUUCUACUACAUCAGUAGAAGAACAACACAAAUGUGUUUCUCAUCACCUCACAAAUAUCUUGUGAUUUUUGCCACUCAACUGUUUCUGGUUUGAAACUUUCCCUGUGAUAAGUUAUUGCCCUUUUAAUUUAAUGGUGGAUUCGUUAUGUUAAUAAAAGCUAUGUUUUAUGAAACGGCAUUGCUGCCCUGUGUCAGUGAAGGCACACACACACACACACACACACACACUUGAUGAAUUGAUUUGAACUUUGGGGGUUUUCCUUUGUCCUUUUCCAGUCUGAACUGUGAUCUUGAUCUGAUGAAUGACAAAUGACUUUAGUGGUGUUGUUAUUUUCUGUGUUUCUGUUUGUUUGUUUGUUUUUGUAUUUCACUCUGCCUCUCUGGUUAAAUUGUGAUAUGGUGAAACAUCAAUACUUGAAAGUGUGAAACUGCAGAAUCUUUGGCCUCAGGCUGUGUCUGGACGUCAAUUGUGUGUUGAAGUAUUUUUGUCAGUGCACAGACUUUUUGCCAUCAGUGUUGUUUUAUUAUGUUUGAUUAUUUUCUUCUUUUUUUUUUUCAAAAAGUACAUUUCUAAUUGAUUGUUUUAUCCAUUCUUUCAUUUUGUAUUGUGUGUCAUUAAUAUUAUUAUUAUUGUGAUUUAGCAUUGAUAAGUACAUUGUGGCCCUGAGUUGAUCCGGUGUGCAUGGAGGUGUGCAGUAGUGAUGCUGUGUUGUUUUUUUCUGCUUGUCCUCGUGCAUUUACUUGAACAAAAUGUUGAUAGGGUUUAUUUUUGUUUGUUUGUUUGUUUUAUUUUGAUUCCUUGCUCUUGUGUUGGAGGCAGAAUGGCUGAAGUGAAUCGUGGUAAACUGAGCGCUCCCGUGUGAUUCAGUGGAGGCUCCUCCCCCCCUUUCCUCCUCUUCUUGCACUGGCUCUGCCCAAACGCCUUUUUUGCUGUAUAAGUUUCAACUGCUGAUGCAAUGAGCAUUAAAAUGGUUUAUCAUCAUAUAGUUCAAUAAAAACUCUAUGAUGGCACUAUA
Molecule: messenger RNA, 4938 nt
Organism: Hippoglossus stenolepis (Pacific halibut)
Lineage: Eukaryota; Metazoa; Chordata; Actinopteri; Pleuronectiformes; Pleuronectidae
Gene: ptpn11b
Product: protein tyrosine phosphatase non-receptor type 11b
Exons: 16
Coding region: 124-1911 (595 amino acids)
Biological process (GO): protein dephosphorylation
Molecular function (GO): protein tyrosine phosphatase activity
Source: RefSeq, a predicted model, not a curated record